This is a messenger RNA of Boleophthalmus pectinirostris (great blue-spotted mudskipper), 2596 nucleotides long. RefSeq names its product acetylserotonin O-methyltransferase-like (gene asmtl). The coding region runs from base 64 to 2004 and encodes 646 amino acids. Gene Ontology annotation, molecular function: O-methyltransferase activity; nucleoside triphosphate diphosphatase activity. The transcript is spliced from 15 exons. The record is from RefSeq and is a predicted model, not a curated record. NCBI's taxonomy places the organism in Eukaryota, Metazoa, Chordata, Actinopteri, Gobiiformes, Gobiidae.
UAGUCGUAGUCUCAGCUGCCAUACGAGCAGACUUAUGUCAGAGAGGCUCAAUCAUUCAUCACCAUGGUACUGAACCCUGUCAUUUCAAAGCUUGCGGGUAAAUUGGUUGUACUGGCAAGUGCUUCUCCCAGAAGACAAGAUAUUCUUCGAAAUGCAGGCUUAAGAUUUGAAGUGGUGCCAUCCUGGUUCAAAGAAACUCUUGACAAGGGACUUUUCAAGGCACCGCAUGAAUAUGCAGUUGAGACUGCCAAGCAGAAGGCACUGGAGGUGGCCAGGAGGAUGCCUUUUAAACACCGGAAAACUCCAGACAUGGUCAUUGGAGCAGAUACUAUUGUGACUAUAGAUGGCCUUAUACUGGAGAAGCCAACAGAUAAGGAUGAUGCAUACAGAAUGCUGUCACGGUUGAGUGGUAAAGAACAUAGUGUUUUUACUGGGGUCGCCAUUGUCCUUUGCCAUGAAAAAGAAGAUGAUGGGAUAGACUACCAAUUAAUAGAUUUCUAUGAAGAAACAAAGGUUAAAUUUGCUAAUCUGUCGGAAGAUUUGCUCUGGGAAUACAUUAACAGCGGUGAACCCAUGGACAAGGCUGGGGGCUAUGGUAUUCAAGCUCUUGGUGGCAUGCUGGUGGAGUAUGUUCAUGGAGACUUCCUAAAUGUUGUUGGGUUUCCUCUCAACCACUUCUGCAAGCAGUUGGGCCUUAUUUACAAUGGCCUUCCUUCCUCUGAUCGAAAUAGUGCCAAUCUAGGUUCUUACAACCAAGACACCAACACAGUUAUACCUCAAGAUUUAUCUAGUAGCCCAUCUGCCAGCCCUUUUGCAAGCAAGGUUAAAAGAAAUGGUGGUCAGAUGGAUGUAAGUGAAAGUUCGAAUCAAGUAACUAACAGCCUAUCCAAACAUAGUGGUGACAGCCAGGAGCGCCUGUCAUUACAAAACAUCGCCAGCAGAGGGCGAAGUGUAUCUGUUGGAGAAAACACUGUACCUAAUAAGGGAGAUUUGCAGAGGAUUAUUACACUAAUGGAUGGAUUCAAGGCCUCAAAGGCAUUAUUUACAGCUUCAAAAAUGGGGGUGUUUGACCUGCUGCAAAAGAGUCCCGGUCUAGAUGCUGUGCAGGUAGCAGCUGAAAUCAAAGCUUCACUCAAAGGAACACGGAGUUUGCUGGAGGCCUGUGUGUCUCUGGGACUGUUAACCAGUGAGAAAUCUCAUCAGAAACCAUUGUACAAGAACAGCACUCUGGCAGCGCAGUUUCUAGGCUCAGAUUCUCCUUUCUCUUUGCACAGUUAUAUUUUGCACACAGAUAAUAUGGUGUGGCCUCUUUUCUCUCAUCUUGAAAAUGCUGUACGUGAGGGAACAAAUCAGCAUGAACAGGCAUUUAGCAAAGAAGCACAAGAUCUGUUUCAGGAUACUUACUACGACAGCCAAGCUUUAAAACUGAGGUUUAUGAAUGCCAUGCACAGCAUUGCUAAAGUUACGGGGAAAGCUGUAGCCACAGCGUUUGAUCUGUCCACAUAUAAAUUGGCCUGUGACCUCGGAGGUUGCACUGGAGCUAUUGCUCAUGAAUUAACAAAAGCAAAUCCUCAGAUGUCUGUCAUAGUGUUUGACUUACCUGCAGUUGUUGAAAUUAGAGAAAGAUUUCAGCCUCAGCACAUGGACACAGACAACAGGGUGUCUUUCAUAGCAGGAGACUUCUUUAAAGAUGACUUGCCAGAAGCAGACCUAUAUAUCCUGGCAAGAAUCCUUCAUGACUGGUCUGAUGAGAAAGUGCAUUUCCUGCUGAAGAAAAUUGCAGAGAGGUGUACGCCAGGCUGUGCGUUGCUCAUAGCUGAGACCAUGUUGGAUGGGCCCACCCCUCAUUCUGCACUCCAGUCUCUCAACAUGCUGGUCCAGACAGAGGGGACAGAGCGGACACAGAGACAGUUCACAAAACUAUUGAAGAAACAUGGAUUUAGACAUACACGAGUGGUUCACACUAUGAAUUUUCUCGAUGCCCUUUUAACUAUUAAAAAAUAAAAAUGAAAUAUUUGUGCUCCAUUGAAAAAGCUUUUGAUUGUGCUACAUGGUGUUACUGUAGUUCUUUUCCUGUUAUUUUACCUGAAACAAAUAAGGUAAUAGACCAAACUAAUGUAGUAGUAGCAGCCAGUUGCACAUUACAAUUAUUAACAGAAGCCCACUCUUUUCUUGACACAAAAGGCAACAACUCUUUUAUUUCAUCAAUUUUAUUUUGAUGUAGCCUUAAUGUUUUAAAUCUCAUAGUACAUUCCUGCCUUUCUCUAUAAAAUAUGCUCUAAUGAAUGUAAUAUCUUUCCACAGUUUUGUAUUUCAUGAGCCCUCAGUUCCAGCAGCCAAGUAUCUGUCUAAAAUGUGCCAAUGUCUCCAGUCAGAACAACAGAUCCUAUUGUCUGUGACGCUCAAAGUGUAUCUAGAUUACUCCUUGUUUUGGACCGCUCUCCCAGUAUUUUCCUUGAAGGGUAAUGGGGGUGGUCAUGUUAUUUAUGAUGAUUUUCUUGUCAGUCCAGAUCCAAGCUCUUGGUGAUAUCUGAUACAUUACUCACUUUAUGCUUGUUUGAUCAAUAAAGACAGAAUGGGGUAUAGCAAAGGUCAA